AUGGUGAUAAAGUGCUGGACCAAACAGAGGGAAGAUGACCGAGGAGAUCGACGCAGCGGCAACAAGGGCCGUGCCAUUGGGCUCGUGGACGCGGAGCAAAUCAAGUCCAAUGGCACGGCUACAACGGCAACGGCAACAACUAAGACCAUGAUCGAGUGGCGUUUGCUGUUUUGCUGGAAUGCGAGCUUUCGACAGCCAAGACCAUGGUGGGAAUGUGGGCGAUUUACAGCAGCAACGUACCACAUCUUCAAUGAAAAGUCCAAGUUUGAAGUUCUGGACGAGCGCAAUGAAGGUGAUGUGCUGGUUGCAGACGGAAACAAGGCUGCGAUCAAUAGAGUUGGGACUAUCGUCGAAAAGGUGGUCCUACCAAACGGUGAAGAGCGCGAAGUUGAAAUCGAGGAUGCACUUAAUGUCUCAAGCAUGAACAAGAACCUACUGUCGAUACCCCAGAUUAACAAAAGCGGCAAGUUCCAAGUGGUGUUUGAUAAAAGUGAGAUAAAGAGUUUGCACAAAGACUCCAAGCAAGUGGUGGCGAUGGCGGAUAUUAUGAAUGGACCCUACUGGCUUCGCACAUCACAACGAUCUGUGAUUGCUACUUCGCGGCUGAAAUUUGAAGAUAUCUAUGCGCGAAUGGGCCAUGCUUCAGUCGACGUACUUCGCAAGAUGGUGACAAGCAACAUGAUUAAAGACGCUUACAUCCCUUUCAAACCGAAUGGACCAAGUGUGUGUCGAGGAUGUCAGGAAGGGAAGAUGGUUCAAAACCAUUCUCGAGAAACCGUGACAAGCGCACCUUCAAUACCUUCGAGAUGCUCCACUUCGACACCUGAGGACCCAUGGAAGACAAAUCUUUAA
Messenger RNA from Peronospora matthiolae, 852 nucleotides. Lineage: Eukaryota; Oomycota; Peronosporomycetes; Peronosporales; Peronosporaceae. The record is from the annotation of a GenBank genome assembly.